AUGGAAGCUUUGAGAGUGGUAGGAAAUAUAAAGGGAUGGGUUCUCAAGGAAGACGCAAAUGGGGAUCAAGCAGAGCUAGUAGAAUUAGUUGUCAAAAGGGUUUUUGGUGAACUGAUUAGUAGCAUACACUUAGCUGAAUGCAAGUACCCAGUUGGAAUAGAUUCCCAUGUGAAUCAUCUAUUACCUUUAUUAAAUAUUGGUUCUGAUGAUAUUCAUUUCGUUGGAAUCUGUGAUUUCAAUGGCAUUGGGAAGACAACUAUUGCAAAAGCAGUCUACAAUCGACUCAUUUUAACCUUCAAUAGGCAUAGUUUUCUUUCAAAUGUUAGAGAACAAGCAACACAAUGGAUGGCUCUAGCAUCAUUGCAAAAGCGACUUCUUAAAGAUAUCUUUAAAACAACCAUUGACGUAGGUGAUUACCAUAGAGGAAAAAAAUUGAUGGAACAACUUCUUUGUAAAGAAAAAGUUCUUCUUGUUCUUGAUGAUGUGGAUGGUCAAAAACAAGUAAAUGCUUUGGCCGAUGCACUCAAUUGGUUUGGCCGAGGAAGUAGGGUCAUAAUAACAACCAGAGACGAACAUAUUUUGAAUGUGUCCAAAGUUGAUAAAGAUAAAAUAUACAGGCCUCAAGUGCUGGAUUGUAAACAGUCUCUUCAACUAUUUAGUUGGCAUGCAUUUUCAAGGGGCCAACCUCAUGAAAAUUAUAUGCAACUUCCACAUGAUGUGGCAUGCUAUUCAAGAGGGUUGCCUUUAACUCUAGAGGUAUUGGGGUCUUACGUAUCGGACAUAAGGAGCACAGAAGAAUGGGAAGGUACAUUACAAAAUUUGAAAGAAAUUCCCCCUGAAAAAGUCCAAAGAAGGCUGAAGAUAAGCUACAAUAAUCUAGAAGAUGAUUAUCAGAAAACCAUAUUUCUUGAUGCUGCAUGCUUUUUCAUUGGAUGGGCAAAAGAAAUUGUAAUUUCCAUAUGGGAAGCUUGUGGCUAUUAUCCGAAAUCAGCAACACAUAGAAUAAUUCAAAUAUCCCUUUUAAAAUUUGAAGAGGAUGAGGAUGGUAUAUAUGUCUUGAAGAUGCAUGAUCAAAUUAUAGAAAUGGGACAGAAUAUUGUCAAAGAAGAAAGUCCUAUGCAGCCGGGUAAGCAUAGUAGAUCAUGGUCUUAUGGUGAUAGCUUGGAUGUGUUAGAAGGACACAAGCAAUUGGACUUUGGAUAUUGCGAGUCCUUGGAUAAGUUAGACAAGUCCAUCGGGCAAUUGAGUCAGCUCAAAAGUCUUACUCUCAAACGUUGUUACUCACUCAAGAUGUUGCCUGAUGAUGUUGGACCAUUAGAGAAGCUUGAGGUAUUAGAUGCUCAGAAUUGCAUUACACUAGUGAAACUACCAAUAUCAAUGGGGAGAAUGAGGUGUUUGCGUAGCAUUAACCUCAAAGGAACCAGAGUUUCAAAACUUCCUGAUGAUUUUUCAAUGUCCUCAAGAAUGUAG
Molecule: messenger RNA, 1470 nt
Organism: Macadamia integrifolia
Lineage: Eukaryota; Viridiplantae; Streptophyta; Magnoliopsida; Proteales; Proteaceae
Product: disease resistance protein RPV1-like
Exons: 3
Coding region: 1-1470 (489 amino acids)
Biological process (GO): defense response
Molecular function (GO): ADP binding
Source: RefSeq, a predicted model, not a curated record